Messenger RNA from Caenorhabditis remanei, 2100 nucleotides. RefSeq lists its product as uncharacterized. Lineage: Eukaryota; Metazoa; Nematoda; Chromadorea; Rhabditida; Rhabditidae. The transcript is spliced from 8 exons. Bases 1 to 2100 code for a protein of 699 amino acids. Gene Ontology annotation, cellular component: membrane. The record is from RefSeq and is a predicted model, not a curated record. Gene Ontology annotation, molecular function: ligand-gated sodium channel activity. Gene Ontology annotation, biological process: sodium ion transmembrane transport.
AUGUAUAUCGAUAUUCCACGUCCUUCUUCUUUACCUCCGGAUACUGAUAAAGAGCCCCCGCCACCUCUGUCAGGAUCAGAUGGAUGUGAACAUCAUGACACAGUUCGGACGUUACGGUCAUUGAAAGGAUGGGGCUCUUCCACGAAACAUUUGGCGAAUCAAUUGGUUAUUGAAGUUCCUGUAAACUCAUACAAACAUGUCAAGAAAAUUAAAGGAGUUGGAUCCGCGCAUCGAGAGACGAAACACUUUUCAAGUACAACUACAAUGCACGGUCCAAAAAGAAUAUUUUAUGGAAAAGGUGUCGCGAGAGCAUUUUGGGUUCUUAUUGUUGGACUUGCUCUCGCAAUGUUGAUCUUCCAAAUAGUCGUACUUCUUCAAAUGUACUUCUCAAAACCAACACUUUCCCAAGUGUCAUUCAUUGUGAACGAGGGUGGAAUGGACUUUCCAGCAGUCACAGUCUGUAAUUUCAAUCCCAUCAAAAAGUCAUACGUACGGGAAUUGAAUGCAUCUGGAGAUUUGACAGGAGCUACGUUAGAGUAUCUUCUACAGACAAAUAUGGAUGCAAUGUUUGUCUUCAGUAACCUGGAUAGAAAUAAUUUAAAACAAACGCACGAUGAGGCGGAGACGUAUUUUCAAAAUCACACAGAUUUUCAAAUCAUUAAGUUUCUGCGGACUGCUGGAUACGAUUGCGGAGAAAUGUUCUUGACUUGUUACUUCGGAGGAAGAAGAUUCGAUUGCUGCAAAUAUAUGAAACAAAAAGUGACAUCUCUCGGGAAGUGUUGGGAGCUUGAUCUACAGAAUCUUGCUCCAGAAUGGAUGAGGAAGCAAAUAUCACCGGGAAGUGAAUCAGGACUUCAGAUGAUUGUUGACGCUCAAUUAGAAGAAGAACUGAGAGGAGAAGAUGGAGAUGCAAACGCAAUAUUCUCUGAUAUCUAUGAAAAUGGAUUCAGAUAUUACAUUCAUCCACCAGGUGCAAAUGCUGAAUUAACUUCCGAAGGAAUCAGUGUUUCUCCGUCGAGAACUGUUUAUUCUGCUAUCAAAACGAUUUCGCACAACCUAUUGAAUCGAAAAAAUUGGGGAAAUUGUUCCGAACACUGGCCUGAGCGAUACGAUACAUUCCUCUCUUACUCUGCAUCUGCCUGUCGAGCUCUCUGCAUUGCUCAGUAUUUCAAUGACACUUGUGGAUGUGCUCCGUUUACUUAUAAUGUUGAUGGAAAGAAAAAGAUUUGUGCUCCAUAUGAAUCAAUCACCUGUAUGGAUAACCAUAUGCUUCGAAAAUUGAAUGGAACUGAUUAUUUGGAACUUCCAGACUGUACAGAAUGUCAUAUGGAAUGUCAAAGCACCAGUUAUACAUCAUACAACUCAUAUGGAGAUGGAUUUAAUCGAGGAUCUCUGGAAUGGUUGAAGAAAAUCAGUAACAAAACGGAAACUCAUAUCAAAAACAAUGUAGCAGUCAUUAAUAUCUUCUUUUUGGAGAUGUUUUAUACUUCAUAUUCACAAGUUCAAGCCACUUCUCUCACUGAAAUUUUAUCAGAUAUCGGUGGAAACAUGGGCAUGUUUUUGGGAAUGUCAGUUAUCACAAUCACCGAGUUAACACUGUUUUUCUCAAAGAUCUUCUGGAUAAUGUUCUCAAAAAGAAGGAGACAAUAUAUGUAUUCCAAGAAGGCGCAUGAAAAAGAGAAAGAACAACAAUUGGAUGAUGCAGUUAAAGAAUUUCAAGAAAGAAGAUCGAGACGAAAUUCAAGAGAAAACAUUUCUGCUCUCAGUAACUACAGUAAUCGAAUCGUUCCGUUGGAAGAAUUUCAAAAGAAAUUUGCAUAUAAAAAUGGGAAUUCAAUGGAUAAUCUUUCGUCCAACAGCUUGGAUAGUGUGAUAGAACUAAAAUUCGACAUCAAUGAGUUGCGUCGUCAGUUGAAUCAACAGUCUUCCGAUGGAAUCGCUCGUAUUCGUUUACCAACUCAAACGACCCGACCAAACUCUACAAAUAUGGAUAAUUAUUCCUCAGGACCACCUAUAUUCACAAUUGAACCCCUCUCCAGAAAGUCAUCUCAAACUCCAUCACCGCCUAUCCGAGGACCUUUUUAUCAAUCUUCUAAAUAG